Cladophialophora psammophila CBS 110553 is the source of this 597-nucleotide messenger RNA. RefSeq lists its product as uncharacterized. The record is from RefSeq and is a predicted model, not a curated record. The transcript is spliced from 2 exons. Lineage: Eukaryota; Fungi; Ascomycota; Eurotiomycetes; Chaetothyriales; Herpotrichiellaceae. The coding region runs from base 1 to 597 and encodes 198 amino acids. Gene Ontology annotation, molecular function: protein binding.
AUGGCGACUAUCGAUAUCGAUCCCGAUGGUGAUCUCAUUGUCGAGAUCGAAGAACAACGACUUCGAAUCUCCUCGAAAGUCAUCUCUCUGGCAUCCCCGGUGUUUUGUGCAAUGCUCAGGUCAGGUUUCAAAGAAGGAACCUCGCAGGCCACGACGAGUGAUCCCCGCAUCAUCCCUUUGCCGGAGGAUGACCUUGAGGCUUUCAAACUUGUCUGUAGAGUCAUCCAUUUCCAACUUGACCAGAUUCCACAAGAGCUGAAAAUCGACGCCCUCGAGAAACUGGCCUUGGUCUGUGACAAAUAUCAAUGCACCAUCGCAAUGAGACACUGUGCAGCACUAUGGUUACAGAGACUUUCAGACACUUUCCUUGCCGCUGAGCUGAAUAGGCAACUGCUGGUGGCAUACCUCCUGGACCUCCCUACCGCAUUUUCGGAUAUUUCAUGGAGAUUGAUGCAGGCACAAGCCGGGCCAUUUGAAGCAUUGCCAGGUCUGACGGACCACCCUACUGUGCCGUGCUCUCUGCUGGGUUGGUCGAACUGUAACCCAUCUAACAAUCCAGGAGAGUCGAGAUCAAUCGCAAAAUGGAGAGAAUUCUAA